GUGAUCUGUGGUAGGUUAUCUAUGGCGGUAGAUGAUGUUGGAUGUUGUGUCAUUGUUCUGGAUUCCAGGUUUAUAAAAUAAGCCAUUGAUAUUAAUGUAAAAGAAUGGCUGAAAGUAGACCAAUAGAAGGAAAUGAAAGCGACAAAAGGACUCUGGGAAUAGAAAACAUAGGUUCAUCAAUUCUUGAAUGUGCAGUGUGCUUGCAGUCCUGUGUUCAUCCUGCACAAUUGCCCUGUGGACAUAUUUUUUGCUUUUUGUGCGUAAAGGGUGUGGCAAAUCAAAGCAAGAAAUGUGCAAUGUGUCGUCAUGAAAUUCCAGCAGAUUAUUUUGAAAAGCCUGUCCUAGUAGCACAAAAUAAUACAGAAAAAGACAUUGCUGAACUUGAUGAUGGCUAUCAGUGGUUUUAUGAAGGAAGAAAUGGCUGGUGGCAAUAUGAUGAGCGCACAAGUCGAGAACUGGAGGCAGCCUAUAAGAAAGGAGAAAGGAUGUGUGAACUUCUUGUGGCAGGUUUGCUGUACAUUGCCGAUUUUGAUGCAAUGCUUCAGAUACGACGAAAUGAUCCUUCUCGUCGCCGACGUAUCAAACGUGACCUAUCCACAAUUCCAAAGAAAGGUGUUGCUGGUUUGAGAUUCGAAGGCUACCAGCAGGCAACAGAAGACCAAGUGGAAGAGGAAGUCCGGCCAAAGAGUCCUGUUCUUCAAGUUACUGCUGAUGGAGCCAUGACUCCUACCCCAGUUCCACCAACAAACACACCCCAGACUCCAGCUGGUGGAGCUGUCAGUGGAGAUACAACACCAGAUCGACAAGAGUCGCUUCACAGGGCUGUUGAACAGAUCAGAUCCCUGAGCCUCAGAGACGAUGUCAGUGCUUCAGAUGGUAGUGAUGAAGAUGAAAGAGGGAGUGGGGAUGAGCACCAAGAACUGCCAGACUUUUCUGGGGUUGUACCUUCACCAUGGGUGCUUACCUUUUCCUCAGAUGAGGAUCAGUUGUGAUUUGUUUUCACAUUGUUAUUGACUAAUAUCUUCUUGAAAAAUUUGUAGCAUGUUUUAAAAUGCUGGCCCAAACUAAUUUUUAGUGUAGACAUGUAAUUAAAAUUGUCAUAGCCAUCUAACUUCAAGAGAGAGAUAAUUUUUGUUUGCUGUGAUUAAAAAUUGCAUUUUUAUGUCAUGAUAUGCCAUGUUUUAUACACCAGUAAACAUCAUGUCUUAGUGGUAAUGUUUGGUUGUAACAUUGUGUUGUAGGUGUAACCAACUACUGAUAGAAAUUGUUGCUGGUAUUAGGUCAGGGUGUAUUAAAUUUUUAAUGCAGUACUUGUCUUGAGGAUAAUGGACUUUGCACACUAAGUUCAAUGUAAUCAGUAAUACGAGCAUGGCACACUUUUGAGAUGCGAUCAGCAGUAGUGUCACUUACUGCAGGUUCAUACAUGGAUGUGCAGUAAUAGAGUUUUGAAAAAAUUUGUUGCUUGGGUGCAGUAAUUUUUUGUAUAAUGUAAAGCAACAAGAUGGCAUCUGCAUGAAAAAUAAAAAUUGACUUGAUGAGGAUACCAUAUUUGCUGUAUGUUAUUUUAAACUGGUGAACAGAAAGUUACAGGAAACAAAAUAUGGUAAAUAGGAAGCCUGUCUCACUUAUGCAUUGCUGUUUUUACUACAAAUUUCCACACUAAGCUGGACUGCAUUGUCAUUUGUAUUGUUAUGGUGAAUUUGUUGGUUGGCUGGAUUCAUACUUUUGUGUGUUUACAGUGCAUGGCAUCACAGAGACAUCUCAGUGCUUGUAAAUUGAGAUGGUAUUUAAUGUGAUCUUGUAGAGCAAACUCACAGUGCCACUUGUAAUUUCAGAAAUCAAUCAGCAUUCAUUUUGGUUUGCAGCACACUUGGUUGCAGAAAGGAAAGUUAGUUCCAUUAUGUUGACUGCAGUUUCAUUUCAAUGCAAUAUCAAUAAACCAGUUUCUUCACCUA
Messenger RNA from Zootermopsis nevadensis, 1955 nucleotides. Its product is annotated as Ring finger protein 146. Lineage: Eukaryota; Metazoa; Arthropoda; Insecta; Blattodea; Termopsidae. Gene Ontology annotation, molecular function: ubiquitin protein ligase activity; zinc ion binding; poly-ADP-D-ribose binding. Gene Ontology annotation, cellular component: nucleus; cytoplasm. The record is from RefSeq and is a predicted model, not a curated record. Gene Ontology annotation, biological process: ubiquitin-dependent protein catabolic process; Wnt signaling pathway.